This is a messenger RNA of Colletotrichum costaricense, 141 nucleotides long. RefSeq lists its product as uncharacterized. The transcript is spliced from 2 exons. The record is from RefSeq and is a predicted model, not a curated record. NCBI's taxonomy places the organism in Eukaryota, Fungi, Ascomycota, Sordariomycetes, Glomerellales, Glomerellaceae. The annotation marks the transcript as partial.
AUGCCGACACUCGCCAAAAAGAUCUUUGUGACUUUUUUUCCCUCGAUAACGCACCCGAGAUGCUGUGCAGCAACUUGGUCAACGUCUCCAAUGACUGGCAAUUCGUUCCUCGGCACACCAAUAAGGCGCUGGGCUGCGCCU